AUGGGUAGACGCCAAACAGCCCUCUCGCGAUCAAUCCAGCGGGCAUUAUUCCGCGACCCAGACACCUUCCGCAAAACACUGAUCGGACGCAUCCUCGCCUUCUUCAGCCUGUUCUACAUCAAACUAAUCCGCUACGGCCACAAGACCUUCCGCACACUACGCAAUGACGUCUGGCAGAUCGACGAGGCCGAAUACCGCGCGUCCUUCCGCAGCGAAGACUGCACGCACCCGCUCACCCCGAUGGGGGACAUGGGGUUCUCCGGAUCGACCUUCUUCAGCACGCAAAACGGUAAGUUCCUAAUCAAGAGCUUACCCCGCCACUUCGAGCACUCCUUCUUCCGCGAGGACCUCUUCCACCCGUACUACGAGUACAUGCGCACGCACCGCGACACGCUCCUGGUCUGGAUCACGGAUUACCUGUACGCGCCGUACGCCACGCUGGGCAGCCUGGUCCGCACCACGCCGGCGCACCACAUCAUCAUGGAGAACGUGCUGUACGGGCGCGUCGACAACGCCGGCUGGGAGACCUACGACCUCAAGCCGAUCGACUACUUUUACCCCGAGCGCGACCUCGUCCCUGAGCCGCUUGUCAGCGAAGAGACGCUGAGCCGCCUUGCGGAUGAAUUCCCGGAUAAGAUACGGUUGAGGCACGCGGACUGCGAGGCGUUUCGGCGGGCCAUCGCGGAUGACACGCAGUUCCUGUGUGAGGCGAACGCAGUGGAUUACUCGCUGUUCCUGGUAUCGCGCGGUGCUGUUGGAUUUCUUCUGGGCGAAGCAUAA
Aspergillus terreus NIH2624 is the source of this 780-nucleotide messenger RNA. RefSeq names its product phosphatidylinositol phosphate kinase family protein. Bases 1 to 780 code for a protein of 259 amino acids. The transcript is spliced from 3 exons. Lineage: Eukaryota; Fungi; Ascomycota; Eurotiomycetes; Eurotiales; Aspergillaceae. Gene Ontology annotation, biological process: phosphatidylinositol metabolic process. Gene Ontology annotation, molecular function: phosphatidylinositol kinase activity. The record is from RefSeq and is a predicted model, not a curated record.